AUGACGGACACCUACACACUCGGAUGGUGGAGCAAGUACCUUGACUUCUUUUCCUGGAGGUUACUGAACUUUCCACUGGGCGUGGCCGGUCCGCUGGACCCGUAUGUGGGCAGGCAGAUCCAAUUCUGCUUCUUCCGGCUGCCAUUGGAAGAAGAGCUGAAGGCGAUGGAGGCAGAUGGUCUACCGCCGCCCAACAACUGGCUCUGUGAGUCGCAGAAGUUGAUGUUCUUCCGGCUGAGGAUUUCGAACAACGUUGAACAUGAAGAUGCUUUCGAAGAAUGCGUUGACUUUGACGAGCUGGAAGAGGAUGUGGAAGCCUUGGCGGAGAAGGCUAUCAAAGCAUAG
Messenger RNA from Effrenium voratum, 345 nucleotides. The record is from the annotation of a GenBank genome assembly. NCBI's taxonomy places the organism in Eukaryota, Dinophyceae, Suessiales, Symbiodiniaceae.